This is a messenger RNA of Opisthocomus hoazin, 6156 nucleotides long. The record is from RefSeq and is a predicted model, not a curated record. Lineage: Eukaryota; Metazoa; Chordata; Aves; Opisthocomiformes; Opisthocomidae.
AUGGGUACGACUGGUAAGGCAUCAUCACCACCACCUGUAAUAGACACGAGACAGAUGAGUGAGAAGCUGGAGACCAUCCUGUAUCAGCUCCGUCAGGUAACUCGAGAGAGGGAUGAGCUGCGCAAGCGACUUGCACUUUCAUCUCCUGGAUCAACUUUUGAUGACUGCAGGCCUAGUCCAAAACCAAAUCAUGAUUAUGAAAGACUGAAGAUUCAGUGCAUGAAGGCCAUGUCAGACCUACAGUCUCUGCAGAAUCAACACACCAAGACACUGAAAAGGUGUGAAGAAGCAGCAAAAGAGGCAGAUUUUUAUCACACGUUGCACAGUCGGCUGCUGAGUGACCAGUCCCAGCUGAAGGAGGACAUGGAUACCUUGAAGAGGAAAAACACGCAGUUGGUGCGAGAACAUAAUCAUCUCCAGCAGUCGUGCGAGGAAAUGAAGAGACUUCACGAUGAGGAUCAGAAGGAGAUAACGGACCUACGCAGCCAGCAGCAGCAGGUUAUGAAGCAAAAUGGUUCAUCAGAGAUAUUAAAUAAACUUUAUGAUACAGCAAUGGACAAGCUAGAGGGUGUGAAGAAGGAUUAUGAUGCCCUGAGGAAACGGUACAAUGAGAAGAUCGCAAGUCACAAUACAGACCUGAGCCGCCUGGAACAGGCUGAGGAGGAGAACAGACGGCUGCAGAAACAGAUUGACAUGUUAAUGAAGCAAAGGGACACAGCAAUACACUUCCAGCAGCAGUACUCCACCUCUCUUAGAAGAUUUGAAUCGGUACAGCAGGAACUGAGCAACACCACAGCACAAAACAAAGAGUUGCAGAGAGAGAUGGAGCGGUUACAGUCGGAGGUGACAAGGUUCAAAACAAUGCAGCUGAAAGCAGCAAAGGAUGCAGAAAAAUACAAGGAAGAAAGGGAUUCCGUUUUCAAUGAAUACCGCCUCAUAAUGAGUGAGAGGGAUCAAGUAAUUAAAGAGGUUGAUAAACUUCAAACAGAGCUGGAGCUUGCGGAGUCCAAACUGAAGAACACCUCUUCUGAGAAGCGAGUGGCUAGUGAGGAGAUGGAGGCUCUAAGACAGGAGCUAAACUCAGCUCUAGUGGAAAGAGAUCGAGCAAUUUGUGAGAGGAAUGAAUUGCUGGAAAAAUACUGUCAUGAAGUGAAGGACAAAGCUGAGGCCCAGAAGGAACUUGACCAAGCUUGCAAGGAUAUAGAGACAGUGAAGGAAGAAAGAGAUGUUGCCAGGAAAGAGAGAACGGAAGCGAUCAUCCAGAGAGACCAUCUACUGAGGGAAUAUUAUCAAGCCCGUCAGAUACAAGAUUCUGCUACCCUAGACAUAGAAAGAGCAAACAAAGAAAUUGAAAUGCUUCGGAAACAGUAUGAGGCAAUGUCCCAAGAACUCAAGGAAGCUGUCCAGGAAGCAGAAGUAGCCAAGUGCAGGAGAGACUGGGCCUUUCAAGAGCGGGAUAAGAUUGUUGCAGAGAGGGAAAGUAUACGGACUUUGUGUGACAACUUAAGGAGGGAGAGAGACCGGGCUGUGAGUGACUUGGCUGAAGCCCUUCGCAAUCUGGAUGACAUGAGAAAGCAGAAAAAUGAUGCUGUGCGUGAACUGAAGGAACUGAAGGAGAAGAUGGAGAAUCAGUUGGAAAAGGAGGCCAGAUUCCGUCAAUUGAUGGCCCAUAGUUCCCACGACUCAGCCAUAGACACAGACUCUCUGGAGUGGGAAACAGAAGUUGUAGAAUUUGAAAAAGACAGAGAUGAUAUGGACUUGAAAGCACUUGGUUUUGAUGUGGCAGAAGGCGUGAAUGAACCAUACCUCCCUGGAGACUGUGGCAUCUUCGUUACCAAAGUAGACAAAGGAAGUAUUGCUGAUGGUCGAUUAAGAGUGAAUGAUUGGUUGCUAAAGAUAAAUGAUGUGGAUCUUACUAAUAAGGAUAAAAAGCAAGUUAUAAAAGCUGUUCUAAAUGGAGGAGGUGUUAUUAACAUGGUGGUUCGAAGAAGGAAGUCCUUAGGUGGGCGAGUGAUAACUCCUCUUCACAUCAAUGUUUCCGGACAUAAAGAUAGUGGGGUCAGCCUAGAAAAUGGAAUAUUUGUUGCUGCUGUUGUGCCCGGAAGCCCAGCUGCCAAAGAGGGUUCCCUUACUGUGGGAGAUAGAAUAAUUGCUAUCAAUGGCAUUGCACUAGAUAACAAGUCGCUUACUGAGUGUGAAGCUUUGCUACGGAACUGCAGGGAUUCCCUCACCCUGUCACUGAUGAAGGUUUUUCCUCAGAGUUCAUCUUGGAGUGGUCAAAAUAUAUUUGAAAAUCUGAAGGAUUCAGAAAAAAUAUCAAAUUGUAGGGUUCACGCAUCGGAGAUACAAGCCCAAAAUAAAAGAAAUCUGAAACUCAACAGCUCAACGCAGACUGACAUUUUCAAUCCAGACAUCAUGGAUGGCAAGAAGGACCAGAGUGAUCAGGGCAGUGGUUCAUUUUGCGAUCAUCAACCUUUCCCUAAUAACACAUUACGAGUAGACUCUCAUAGGAACACAGUGCACAGUUGCCACAGUAAUUCAGAACACAGUCUCAGCUCCUUCAGCCCAGAGAGCUACGGGGACCGAGGCUAUGGAACUGUUGAUUUGGACAAUAGGAGGUUGCCUUAUGAACCUACAGGUGCUGACUGUGUGAUGGUCGAGACUGCGUUUGAUAAAGGACAUGGAACUAAGCAUAGUGGUGGUACCUGGCCAAAAGUCGUGGUUAAUGUCUCGGCAGCAGAAACAGAAAAGUUCUCUGUGUACAAAAAGCCAAAACAAAGGAAAUCUAUCUUUGACCCUGAUACUUUCAAAAGACCACCAACUCCUCCCAAAGUGGAGUACCUUUCCCCUAAUCAAGUGACAGGCCAUUCACCUCAGCCAUCAAAAGCUGAAGUGGCUUCAACUCCUCCAACUCCUCCUAAGAGAAGUGACUCUAUCAAAUUUAAGCACAAACAGCAGGUAAGCUCUGCAUCAGAGUCUACAGUAACGACUGGAUCGCCACCGACCAGCCCAGCCGCUGCUCAGGCUCCAGCUUCCUUGGCACUUAAACAGGACUCUGCUACUCUCAAGGGUCGCGGCAGGAACGCUGGGCAUUAUUAUCGGGAGGAGGGAAUUGACUGCACUCAUCUCUCAUCAAGGAAAUCCUGUGAAGACGACAUUGGCUUUCAAAGAGUUGAAGAGCCAGAGAUUAAAAGACCAAGACCAAAAUCAGCUCCUGCUCUGAGGCAUAAAAUGACCCCUAUGCCCAUUCCUAAUCCUGCGCUACAGGUGCAGAAGUAUGCUCCAGCUAGUGAGGAGCAUCUGUCUCCAGAGCUGCAGGACUGGGCACCGUAUUCACCCAAGCGGUCUGCUAGGCACAGCGAUGGCUUUGUGUCUGCUGCCUUAUACACGGGCAGCAUGUCAGCAGGUACUGUACCAAGAGGCUUAGCACCGUGCCCUGCAGUAACUGCUGUCAUGAGAAACCCAAUCUAUACUGCCUGGAGCCAUAGAGUUCACACCAGCAAUUGCCCAUCAGUCGCCAGCCAAAUAUGCCAUCAGCAUCUGCAUCCCAGUUCCCAACAUCAAGGUCGCCUGAGCUUGGACCUAAGUCAUAAACACUCCAAUGACUACUCUGAAAAUUCACGUACAAGAGCAUCUCAUGGCUCAAAUUCAUUACCAUCCAGUGCGAGACUUGGUUCUUCAAGUAACUUGCAGUACAGAACAGAACGAAUUAAGAUCCCUUUAACGCCAAGAUAUCCAAGGUCCAUCAUGGGCUCUGACAGAGGCUCCUUGUCACACUCUGAAUGUAGCAGUCCCAGCUUGAUAACUCCUCCGCAGUCGCCUCUGAACUUGGAAACGUCUUCCUUCGCCAGCAGCCAGUCUCAGAACUCCCUUUCUACAUUACCUAGGAUUUCCAUUAGCCCAGUGUCUAUUGGAGAACGUAGAAAAGAUAGGCCCUACAUGGAAGAGCCACGUCAUGUUAAGGUGCAGAAGGGUUCUGAGCCACUAGGGAUUUCCAUUGUGAGCGGAGAAAAUGGUGGAAUAUUUGUCUCUAAAGUAACAGGUGGGAGCAUUGCCCAUCAAGCUGGCCUUGAAUAUGGUGAUCAGUUACUAGAGUUUAAUGGAAUAAAUUUGAGAAAUGCUACAGAGCAACAGGCUCGUCUGAUCAUUGGACAGCAGUGUGACACCAUUACUAUUCUGGCUCAGUAUAACCCACAUAUGUAUCAGCUUGGCAGUCAUUCACGAUCAAGUUCUCGCCUAGAACCUGUGAGUAAUCAUUCCACCCCUCAAGGCAGCGGAGCUGCAACGCCUGACAAUCAUUCCGUAAUAGACACUGUGAGUGAACAGGACGAAGGAACAAUGACACCCCCAUCCAAACAAACCACGCCAACUACAAGCCCCCGGAAUUCCUUAAGGGGCCCUGUGGACACAAACAAAAGGACACCUGAACCUAGAAUUGUUGUUGUUAAAAAAUCCCAAGUGGAUCUUGGGAUCCAGAUAUGUGGUGGAAACCUGUAUGGAAUAUUUGUCUCAGAUGUAGAUGAUGAUAGCCCAGCAAAAGGACCUGAUGGACUUGUCUUGGGUGACAAGAUACUUGAGUAUGGAUCUAUUGAUAUGCGAAAUAAAACAGCUGAGGAAGCUUAUCUUGAAAUGUUGAAGCCUGGUGAAAACAUCAAAAUAAAGACUCAAUACAGAAUAGAAGAGUUUAAUAAGAUAAAAGAGCUUCCUGGAGAUGGAUUCUAUAUCAGAGCACUUUACGACCGUAUGGCAGAGGUGGAACAGGAUUUAAGCUUUAAGAAGGAUGACAUUUUGUAUGUUGAUGACACUCUACCACAGGGAAACUUCGGUUGCUGGAUGGCUUGGCAGCUAGACGAGAAUGCUCAGAAGCUGGAAAGAGGACAGAUUCCAAGUAAAUACAUGAUGGAUCAGGAAUUCUACAGGAGACACAGCAUGUCUGAGGCUAAAGAUGAAAACAGCUCAUCUAAGACAUUGUCAGCAGCAGCACGGAGGUCAUUCUUCAGAAGAAAGCAUAAACACAAGCGAAGUGGUUCCAAAGAUGGAAAGGAUUUGCUGGCUCUCGAUACAAUCAGUACAGACUCAAUUCCUUUCUUGGAUGAUUCUUCAAGUCUGGCUUAUCAGCGUGUACAGAAAGUGAACUGUACCUCUCCUAGGCCUGUGCUUAUUCUGGGACCUUUACUUGAUGCUGUGAAAGACAUGUUGGUCAAAGAAUCCCCUGGGAAGUUUUGCAGAUGUCCUCUUGAGGUCAUGAAAGCUUCCCAGCAAGCCAUUGAACGGGGUGUGAAGGAUUGUCUGUUUAUUGAUUAUAAACGGAGGAGCGGACAUUUCGAUGUGACAACUGUAGCUUCAAUAAAAGAGAUAACGGAAAAGGAUUGUCAUUGUCUGCUUGACAUCGCUCCUCAUGCCAUCGAACGGCUCCACAGUGUUCAUAUCUACCCUAUUGUAAUUUUUAUUCGCUACAAAAAUGCUAAACAAAUCAAAGAGCAAAAAGACCCAAUCUUCCUAAGGGACAAAGUUACACAAAAACAUUCCAAAGAACAGUUUGAGACAGCUCAAAAAAUAGAACAAGAGUAUAGCAAGUACUUUACAGGCAUUGUCCAGGGAGGAGCCCUUUCAAGCAUUUGCACUCAGAUUAUGACAACUGUCAAUCAAGAACAAAACAAAGUCCUGUGGAUCCCAGCUGGCCCGCUGUAGACUUUUUUUCGGCUGUGAAACUACUUUGCAGAUGUAAAUAACCAACUAACGUUCUAUCCAACGGACUCUGUCCAUUUCUGUCUUUAUAAAGAUAUCCGUAAGUGAUUCAUGUUUCGUGAAGGGGAAUGAGAACACUGACCCUGCUCAGACCCGACGAGGCACGGGGGAAGGGGUAGAUCACUACACCGAGCUUGUCUCAACGUCGUACGUGUACACGGGACAGGUUGUCACAAGGGUUUGCCACCUGCGUGUGCUUGUCCAUGAGUAAUGAAUUGAACAAUGCUGCAAAACCCGGUAGAAUGACAAGUUUACAAAAACCUUUUCAAAGUAUUUGGUUGUUGCUGUUUACUUGAAUGUGGUUCCUUUGGCUUCUUGUUUCGUUUUGUUUUUUUUUUAACUCUGUGUCCUUUCACUUCAUGAGGUAACUCUGCAAAACGGAGUGAAAUUUCUGAAUAUGAGCGAAUG